This is a messenger RNA of Pan troglodytes (chimpanzee), 2820 nucleotides long. RefSeq names its product serine/threonine kinase 33 (gene STK33). The transcript is spliced from 14 exons. The record is from RefSeq and is a predicted model, not a curated record. Bases 639 to 2183 code for a protein of 514 amino acids. Gene Ontology annotation, biological process: protein phosphorylation. Lineage: Eukaryota; Metazoa; Chordata; Mammalia; Primates; Hominidae. Gene Ontology annotation, molecular function: protein kinase activity; ATP binding.
GGUUGCUCUGCGGGCUGAAAAGUUUCUCCCGGUGCAGAAUUCCGGGCUCAGCGACAGCCUGCGCCGAGUGUGCGCACCUGUCGGUGACCCGCCCGUCCGCCGGCCACGGUGAGUGGUCCCUGGAGUCACUGGCUCAGGGCGGGCCCGCGGGACGGGGCGGGCGGCCCGGGGCGCAGCCGGCCAGGCCGUUGCUAUGGCAACGCGGUGGAAAAACGGGCCUCUGGGUAUCUCGCUGCCGGUCGGCUGGUGACCCCCCAGCGGAGGGACCGGGCCGAGCCCGCGGACCCCUCCGAGUGUCUCCUGGGGCCUAGCCGUUGGGACCCCAUUUCCCCCGGGUCCGGUAUUUGGGGUGGUCUCUGUCUGCCCCGGUUCAUCUCCACCGUCUCACCUUCACCCCAUCUUGGGACGUGAAACUUUUUGAAAGUUUAGAGCGAACUUACUGUGGGGCCUGAAGUUAAAUCAUUUUGGAAAGUGAUACAGCUCUCACGUGUGAAUAUGUGUCUAGUGCAUCCUUAACCUAAGGACUUCAGUUCGAAAUUACAGUUUUCACCAUCAACUACCUUAUCCUUUUUGGUCUGGUUUUCUUCCUCAAACAGUGGAAACAUUUUUAAAGUUGCUUUUGUUGCAGAGUUAAACAAAUGGCUGAUAGUGGCUUAGAUAAAAAAUCCACAAAAUGCCCCGACUGUUCAUCUGCUUCUCAGAAAGAUGUACUUUGUGUAUGUUCCAGCAAAACAAGGGUUCCUCCAGUUUUGGUGGUGGAAAUGUCACAGACAUCAAGCAUUGGUAGUGCAGAAUCUUUAAUUUCACUGGAGAGAAAAAAAGAAAAAAAUAUCAACAGAGAUAUAACCUCUAGGAAAGAUUUGCCCUCAAGAACCUCAAAUGUAGAGAGAAAAGCAUCUCAGCAACAAUGGGGUCGGGGCAACUUUACAGAAGGAAAAGUUCCUCACAUAAGGAUUGAGAAUGGAGCUGCUAUUCAGGAAAUCUAUACCUUUGGAAGAAUAUUGGGAAAAGGGAGCUUUGGAAUGGUCAUUGAAGCGACAGACAAGGAAACAGAAACGAAGUGGGCAAUUAAAAAAGUGAACAAAGUAAAGGCUGGAAGCUCUGCUGUGAAGUUACUUGAACGAGAGGUGAACAUUCUGAAAAGUGUAAAACAUGAACACAUCAUACAUCUGGAACAAGUAUUUGAAACGCCAAAGAAAAUGUACCUUGUGAUGGAGCUUUGUGAGGAUGGAGAACUCAAAGAAAUUCUGGAUAGGAAAGGGCAUUUCUCAGAGAAUGAGACAAGGUGGAUCAUUCAAAGUCUCGCAUCAGCUAUAGCAUAUCUUCACAAUAAUGAUAUUGUACAUAGAGAUCUGAAACUGGAAAAUAUAAUGGUUAAAAGCAGUCUUAUUGAUGAUAACAAUGAAAUAAACUUAAACAUAAAGGUGACUGAUUUUGGCUUAGCGGUAAAGAAGCAAAGUAGGAGUGAAGCCAUGCUGCAGGCCACAUGUGGGACUCCUAUCUAUAUGGCCCCUGAAGUUAUCAGUGCCCACGACUAUAGCCAGCAGUGUGACAUUUGGAGCAUAGGCGUCAUAAUGUACAUGUUAUUACGUGGAGAACCACCCUUUUUGGCAAGCUCAGAAGAGAAGCUUUUUGAGUUAAUAAGAAAAGGAGAACUACAUUUUGAAAAUCCAGUCUGGAAUUCCAUAAGUGACUGUGCUAAAAGUGUUUUGAAACAACUUAUGAAAGUAGAUCCUGCUCACAGAAUCACAGCUAAGGAACUACUAGAUAACCAGUGGUUAACAGGCAAUAAACUUUCUUCGGUGAGACCAACCAAUGUAUUAGAGAUGAUGAAGGAAUGGAAAAAUAACCCAGAAAGUGUUGAGGAAAACACAACAGAAGAGAAGAAUAAGCCGUCCACUGAAGAAAAGUUGAAAAGUUACCAACCCUGGGGAAAUGUCCGUGAUGCCAAUUACACUUCAGAUGAAGAGGAGGAAAAACAGUCUACUGCUUACGAAAAGCAAUUUCCUGCAACCAGUAAGGACAACUUUGACAUGUGCAGUUCAAGUUUCACAUCUAGCAAACUCCUUCCAGCUGAAAUCAAGGGAGAAAUGGAGAAAACCCCUGUGACUCCAAGCCAAGGAACAGCAACCAAGUACCCUGCUAAAUCCGGGGCCCUGUCCAGAACCAAAAAGAAACUCUAAGGUUCCCUCCAGUGCUGGACAGUACAAAAACAAAGCUGCUCUUGUUAGCACUUUGAUGAGGGGGUAGGAGGGGAAGAGGACAGCCCUAUGCUGAGCUUAUAGCCUUUUAGCUCCACAGAGCCCCGCCAUGUGUUUGCACCAGCUUAAAAUUGAAGCUACUUAUCUCCAAAGCAGCAUAAGCUGCACGUGGCAUUAAAGGACAGCCACCAGUAGGCUUGGCAGUGGGCUGCAGUGGAGAUCAACUCAAGAUGUACACGAAGGUUUUUUAGGGGGGCAGAUACCUUCAGUUUAAGGCUGUGGGCACACUUGCUCAUUUUUACUUCAAAUUCUUAUGUUUAGGCACAGCUAUUUAUAGGGGAAAACAAGAGGCCAAAUAUGGUAAUGGAGGUGCCAAAUAAUUAUGUGCACUUUGCACUAGAAGACUUUGUUAGAAAAUUACUAAUAAACUUGCCAUAGGUAUUACAGCAGAAGUGCUUCAGUCAUUCACAUGUGUUCGUGAGAUUUUAGGUUGCUAUAGAUUGUUUAAGACAGCUUAUUUUAAAUGUAGAAAAAUAGGAGAUUUUGUAACUGCUUGCCAUUAACUUGCUGCUAAAUUCCCAAUGUGUUGAUUAAAUCAAUAAAAAACAGAUGUUACUCA